Colletotrichum truncatum is the source of this 861-nucleotide messenger RNA. RefSeq names its product coenzyme Q biosynthesis protein Coq4. Gene Ontology annotation, biological process: ubiquinone biosynthetic process. Gene Ontology annotation, cellular component: mitochondrion; mitochondrial inner membrane. The record is from RefSeq and is a predicted model, not a curated record. NCBI's taxonomy places the organism in Eukaryota, Fungi, Ascomycota, Sordariomycetes, Glomerellales, Glomerellaceae.
AUGAAAAUGAAAGCCCUCUGUGCUUUCCCAGCGGCAAGCAGUCGUCGAGCCAUCCCCGCCAUCUGCGCCGCUUGCUCCUCAACACAAUCCUCCCGCCCGUUCUCAGUGCUCAACCGCCCACCCCCGAAAUACGAAGGCCAUGUCCCCCUUACUAAAAUCGAACGAGCGGGGCUUUUUGUUGGCGCAGGAAUAUGGUCUCUAUUGAGUCCCUACCGUGGUGACCUCAUUGCCGCUGUCGGCGAGACGACUGCGACGCCAUACUUCAUCUACCGCCUCCGCGAUGCCAUGCUCGCAGACCCAACGGGCCGUCGUAUUCUUCGUGAGCGCCCGCGUAUGACUUCUACAUCCCUCAACCUCGAGCGACUACGUCAGCUGCCCGAGAACAGCGUUGGCCGGGCAUAUGUCGGCUGGCUCGACGCAGAGGGCGUGAGCCCCGACACGCGGCCGGCGGUGCGCUACAUCGACGACCCUGAGUGUGCGUAUGUGAUGCAACGGUACCGCGAGUGCCACGAUUUCUAUCACGCCCUCACGGGGCUGCCGAUCGUUCGGGAGGGAGAAGUUGCGCUUAAGGCGUUCGAAUUUGCGAACACACUGAUCCCCAUGACGGGUUUUGCAGUGAUGAGCUACGCAACAAUGAAGAAAGGAGAACGUAGACGCUUCAGAGAGAUUUAUGGGCCAUGGGCGUUGAGAAACGGACUGAGAUCUAAGGAGGUGAUCAAUGUCUACUGGGAAGAGCAAUUUGAGCGGGACGUAGAUGACCUGAGGGCUGAGUUGGGCAUUGAAAGACCGCCUAACAUGAGGGACAUUCGCAAAAAGGAGCGGCAGGAGAGGAAAAAGGCCAAGGAAGCCAUGCAGGGCUGA